CUCCUCAGGCUUCCUGCACUCGCUGCCUCAGCCUUGGCUGCUCCGCCAGCGCACACCCAGCACGAGGCGCCCGCGUCCCAGCCGCUCUGCUCAGGAUGGUCAUCCGCGUCUACAUCGCCUCCUCCUCCGGCUCCACGGCGAUCAAAAAACAGCAGCAAGAUGUGUUAGGUUUCUUGGAAGCCAACAAGAUUGAAUUUGAAGAAAAAGAUAUUGCAGCCAAUGAGGAGAACCGGAAAUGGAUGAGAGAGAAUGUCCCGGAAGAGAGCCGACCAGCGAGUGGAAACCCAUUGCCCCCUCGAAUCUUCAAUGAUAGCCGAUAUCUUGGGGAUUAUGAAGCUUUCUUCGAAGCUAGAGAGAAUAAUGCAGUGUAUGCUUUUUUAGGCUUGACUGCUCCUCCUGGUUCAAAGGAAGCUGAAGCACUGGCGAAGCAGCAAGCAUGAAUCUCAACCGCCUUAAAUGUUCCGUAAAGGGAACUUCCACAGCUUUUUAUAAAACAGAAAAUUGUCUCUGCUUCAAGAAAAAUAGAUUUAAUUUCUAACAUUUUGAUUGGUGCAGCAUCCACGGUACAUGAAUAUAAAUUUGAACACGGUGAAUAUGGGAACAUUAGGGUAGUGAGCAUGGAAGAGACUAUUGCAAAGUUAGAAUCAUAGGUAACUGAAUCAAUUAGAAAUGAUUGAUUUAAAGUGGUAUAAACUAUGGGCAAUUGCGUCCAUUUUUGUAAACUUAAAGAAAACCUAUUUUAGUACUAAUUAUGCAGAUAAACUUACACCUAGAGAUCCAGCUAUUUAAACAUAGUAGAAAACAAGCAACAACAUAAAACCUUGUCAAAUAACUCUAGUGCCUGAAUUGCCUCAAAUGUUAUUGAACAAUACAAAAAUACAGUAAUUUCUCAAUGUCUUUUUAAAUUGUGGCUUAAAAUGAAAUUCUAAGUGUUGUGUAGUGUAGUAACCAUUGUAAUCGCUUAUGGAAAUUAUGACAUUUGUUGUUUUGUAGAAUGAAGAUUUAAAAUUGUAACACGUUGUACAGAUCUAAAAAAAAAACAAACAUUGCCAUGUAUUUCUCAUUUAAGCGACCAAUGUGGGCCUUUUCCACAAAAAAGAGAGUGAGCAGUGGAUAACAUUUCCAUUAGCACGUUCACCACAUAGCUCUCUAACCAUGACUCGAUUACGUGUCUGUGUGCUAGAUUUAGUGCACUUCAGUGAAAUACAGUAUGGACUAAUUCCUAGGCAGUAUCACAAAUAAGCCAAAAUGGCCAGAAAUGGCAUUUCCUUACAUGUGUAAGAGCUAAAGCCUUUAAUGUAAUAUUCUACAAGGUCACAUUGUUCAUAGUUUUAGGCAUUUGGUUGCACAUUCUAUUCGUUACUAGUUGCAUAUAGUAGUUUUUCAUAUGGGGAACUAAAAGUAAAUGUUUGAGUUGUAAGAAGUAUUGUAAUUGAGUGUGGGGGGUUUCUUUCAAGUUUUAAAAGUUGAUUUGUAUUGCCAUGGAAUUAGUGAAUCCAAUUAAAGAACAGCAUUCUGUAUCCGUGAAUUCACCAAAUGCAAUAUUAACCCAUUCCAUGCCUUAGGUAUACAUCAGAUAUUUGGCAAAGGGGAAUUCACAUAGCCUGCAUAUUAUGGCCAUCCACUGGAAAAUCAUGAAGACUGAUUUAAAAUCCUGAUUAUAGGUGCACCUGAAGUGGUAAGGAGUAGUUUUAAAAUUUACAUGUGUGAUUUUUAAAUAUCUUGCACAGUAUAAACAACUCUUCCUUCCAGAAUGCAUCGACACCAUAAAACAGUGAUAUGUAGCCUUUACUGUAGUUGCAGGGCCAUUCUACAAGCACAGCACACAAAUUUUAUUUUCAUCUGCUUUAUAACAACAUAGAAUAAGGUGGUAUAGAUCAGCAAAAGACUUAUAGAGGUUUUAUGCCGCUUGCAAACUGUAGCGUAUCAUGGCCAUGCAGUUACUUAUAUUGAGGCAAUAAAAGUUAUGUAGUGCUUUAAAAUGCUUCCUGAGACAUUUAUAAUUCUAAGAUCCAAAAUUAGUGACAAGAUAGAAGUAAAGACUUAAUUAUACUCUACAACAGAAUAAUUAAAUAUUUUCCUAUUGCCAACAUAUUUCUUUUGAGCUCUGCAUUUCCCCAGGUGCAAGAAGUGUCUUCGUCAACACCUAAAUAAGUAGCAGAGAAAUGUUUUUCCUUGCACAGUUGUGAGAGCAGUCUGGCUUCCACACAAGUCAGUGGCAAAAUUCCCAUAGAUUUCAGCAUGAGCAGGACUCCGCCUGUAAUGCUGUUUGGAACCUGGCUAGUUACAUUAGCAUUUAGUCCAUGUUUUUCUAAUUUCGAGCCUGGGAAUAGACAUUUUGUAGUUUCUGCUUGCAGAUGCCUGACCCUUGGCCCUGUGUAUAUGAAAGUAGGAUAGUUAAAUGUUGCCUAAUCUUCAGGAUGAACCAACCCACAGCAUGUUUUGUGCUUUCUCUCUAGAAGACUUACUAUUAAUUGCUGGGGAGGGGAGAAGACUAUUGUUGGAGUUUUUAUUUUUGUUGUUUUAAAUCAAGUAUCUGCCUUUCAUGAUUCAGCAUGAUUUAGUCUUCCUAUAUAAGAAAGUAUCUCUUCUAUCACUAGACGAGUUUGAGGAAAUGAAUAAGAAUAUUGACAGGAGUUUUGUGAAGAAAAUGGAAUUUGACACACAGGUUGCUAUACUCCUGCUGAUUCGCUGUGUUUCCUACUUAAACAAAAUGUGGCAUUACUUUUUGAGAAUUGCAUCUAUUAUUUGAAAAAGCUAUAACUGAAAAUUAUUGCCAAAUUUUGUCAGCUCACUGACACAAAACAUUCUGAAACAAGGUCAUCUCUAUUUCUGAUCUUUGAGAAAGUUCCCAAGUUUUAAGAAAGCAAUGUCAGUUCCCCCUUCCAGUCCCUCUUCUUUGCCAGAUGGUAACACUCAUUGCAUCUGCAUUCCUGAGGAAGCAGUGUGAAGACAAGAACUGGCUUAUUUCUUCUGGUAUCUGGGACACAAAGCAUGAACACAAACUGAAAAAUACCUAAGUGGUCUGUUCUUGUUUUGGCCUGCAUGUAGAACUCUCAUUAGUAUUAAUGUAGAUUUCAUGCAUGUGUUUAGGAGUGACAGAGGUGAGAAUAUACCUGUGUGGUGUUCUCAACACAUUGGUUCUGUGGUUCACAUUACUAUGUUUUUACGUCAGUUAUGGAUGUUGCAUCUUAAGAAUAACUUGUUCAUUUCUUCCUGCCCCUUUUUUUCUAUAUAGAAGUAAGGUGAUGAGGCAUCAGACUCUUUUUCUUACUAAUUAUUGAUGUAUCAUUCCAAUAAAAUUGUUUCAGAAUGUU
Molecule: messenger RNA, 3317 nt
Organism: Chelonoidis abingdonii (Abingdon island giant tortoise)
Lineage: Eukaryota; Metazoa; Chordata; Testudines; Testudinidae
Gene: SH3BGRL
Product: SH3 domain binding glutamate rich protein like
Cellular component (GO): cytoplasm
Source: RefSeq, a predicted model, not a curated record